Molecule: messenger RNA, 2140 nt
Organism: Aspergillus eucalypticola CBS 122712
Lineage: Eukaryota; Fungi; Ascomycota; Eurotiomycetes; Eurotiales; Aspergillaceae
Product: tRNA threonylcarbamoyladenosine dehydratase
Exons: 4
Coding region: 124-1662 (512 amino acids)
Biological process (GO): cyclic threonylcarbamoyladenosine biosynthetic process
Cellular component (GO): mitochondrial outer membrane
Molecular function (GO): tRNA threonylcarbamoyladenosine dehydratase activity; ubiquitin-like modifier activating enzyme activity
Source: RefSeq, a predicted model, not a curated record
CUUCCUCUGCAUGGGGAACUCCUUUAUGAUCGCUCCAACAAUUUAAAAAGAAUCGCCGCAGUCAAAAUCGGAUCGCAUAUGGAUAAGGUUGCGCAUACAGUAUAAAAAGAUAUAUAAGAAAGAAUGGCAUCCUGGAUCCAACGCCAGAGUGGAUCUCAUCAGACACAGCUUGCGGCUACAGCAGUGAUUUCGGGAGCUGCGGUCGCUGGUGCGAUACUUGGCUACCAGGCUCUCAAAAGGAAGGAUGCAGUGCGGCGCCUCAAGGCAUCCAUCCCAGAUGUCAAUGACCAACACCAUGUUGAAAAGCUCACAGAAUACGGUGUCGCGGCUGCAGCGCAGCUGAGCAAGGAAGAUGAACGCAGUGCGCUCCUCGCUCGGAGAGCGCAGGAAGGAGACUAUGAUGAUGAGCUCAUCCUCGAACAACUUGCCCGAAACCGUGUUUUCCUGUCCGAUGAAGGCCUCGCGAAGCUCCGCUCGUCAUACAUAAUCGUUGUCGGAUGUGGAGGAGUCGGGUCGCAUGCUGUGGCAUCCCUUGCCCGCUCGGGUGUUUCCAAGAUCCGCCUGAUCGAUUUUGAUCAGGUCACGCUUUCCUCCUUAAACCGACAUGCUCUCGCGACGCUGGCCGAUGUCGGAACGCCGAAGGUGCAUUGUAUCCGCAAAAGACUGGAGCAGAUCACACCGUGGGUGAAGUUUGACUGCCGAAACGAACUAUUUGGGGGAUCAGUGGCCGACCGUCUUCUUGCGCCUUGGAGUUGGGACGACAACGACAAAGGACACAAGCCUGACUAUGUACUGGACUGCAUUGAUAACAUUACGUCCAAGGUGGAGCUGCUUCAUUACUGCCACUCACACUCUAUUCCCGUGAUUUCGGCAAUGGGAGCAGGAUGCAAGUCAGACCCUACCCGUGUUACGGUUGGUGAUAUUUCACUUAGUACGGAUGAUCCGCUGUCGCGGAGCACUCGGCGACGCCUUAAGUUGUUAGGCGUGAAUACCGGGAUCCCUGUUGUUUUCUCCACCGAAAAGCCCGGUCCUGGAAAAGCCACUCUUCUUCCUCUGAAUGAGGCGGAAUUCAGCAAAGGAGAAGUGGGUGAACUGAGUGUAUUGCCCGAUUUUCGGGCGCGGAUCCUCCCUGUGCUGGGAACAAUGCCUGCAGUGUUUGGCUACACCGUGGCGAACCACGUCAUUUGCGACAUCUCCGGCUAUCCGAUGGACUACAGCGUGGGCGGAAAGGGUCGUGAUAAGUUGUACGAUGGUGUCUUGGCAGCCUUGCAGGGAACGCUCGAGCGCUUGGCCCGGGCGGAGCAUGGCCCUAGCCUUGUCGGGCUUCGCCUUCCCAUCAGCAAGGAUGACGUCGGAUAUCUGGUCGAUGAGAUCUUCCGCGGCAAGAGCGUGGUCAGUGGCCUCCCCAGUCGAGUCAGUCUUGUUCCCUGGGAGCGGCCUGAGAGAGGAUUCGGACCUGAUCCGGAGUGGAUGAAGCAGGGGCAGACCUUUGUUCCGCUUGAGUUGAAGGAUUUAGUGUGUAUGACUAAGGAUGAAGCUGUACGGCAUGAAAAAGAAGUGCUUCUGGGUGGUAAGCGGCUGGAGGAGGUAUACGAUUCCAAGACGAUUGAAAUGGUGCAGAAGCGCCAACGGGAGAUGGAGUUUCACGAGCAAUAUCGCUAAUGACGCGAAGACACCAACGAGUAGUGCUUCUUCAGGGACCAAGAUACAGAUGGCACUAGCACCUGGCACCAAGAGUCAUAGCUACAAGUUGAGAACCUCGAGCCCUGAAACAAGACAGCUGCUUGGCUUUUUACAGUGUGACAGGCAGGUCUUGGGUGAUGAUCCACGAGUGCGACAGGGUCGAGGGAAGCCGGCUGACGUUCAAUCCAGCUGCAGAUUCUGGUGAAAGCCCCAUCUCGCCCAAUGAGUGUUUGGUCUUAGAAGAUAGCGUAAUUGGACUGGAGGCUGCAAGACGAGCUGGGAUAUGAGUAGCUUGGGUGCCACAUCCAGACAUGGCAGUCGAGUAUCAAGUGAGGCAGGAGGAUGUUCUGGCUGGAAGGGCGAGACUAGUUGAUAUUGGAGCUAAGUGGCAGCUAGAAGAUAUCGAUGAUGGCUGGGCUGACAGUAGAUAAAGUUUAGAAUAUUCUGAUUAGAAGAU